This is a messenger RNA of Clarias gariepinus (North African catfish), 1453 nucleotides long. RefSeq lists its product as uncharacterized. Gene Ontology annotation, molecular function: G-protein beta-subunit binding. The coding region runs from base 64 to 291 and encodes 75 amino acids. The record is from RefSeq and is a predicted model, not a curated record. NCBI's taxonomy places the organism in Eukaryota, Metazoa, Chordata, Actinopteri, Siluriformes, Clariidae. Gene Ontology annotation, biological process: G protein-coupled receptor signaling pathway. Gene Ontology annotation, cellular component: heterotrimeric G-protein complex. The transcript is spliced from 3 exons.
CGGUCAGGACCGCAGUCUGGCUCUUUUCAAUCAGUGUUUAAUCAGAACACUCAGCUGAAUGAAAUGUCAAACAACAGCGCCGGCAGCAGUAACCUGAACUCUCUGGUCCUUCACCAGAGAGCUGUGAAGCAGCUACGGCUGGAGGCGAGCGUCAGGAGAAUCAAGGUAUCACUAGCUGCAGCUGACCUAAAGGCCUUCUGCUUACAAAAUGCCCAUAAGGAUCCUUUGCUUGUGGGGGUUCCAUCCAGUGAUAAUCCCUUCAGGCCUCCCAAAUCCUGUGCUCUCUUCUAAGUCUAUGCCUCUCUCUCUGAACAGAAGAAAGGACAAGGUGUUAAAAACAAAUCCUAUUACUGUCUUCAUUCACUUUAUAAUGAAUGGUGUGAACUGUGCAGUUGGAUCAACAUUGCUUUUACAUUGACUAGCAUCGUCAAUAUACUGUAUAGGUGUUUCCUGUAAUUUGUCCUUAUUAAAACUAGUGAUUUUUUUUAAAUUCUUUAAUUUGUCAAAAUAAAGCCUGAGAUGAGAUGAUUAAAUAAUUAUCAGACACCUUAUUUUAUUUUAUUUUUAACAUUUUAUGUGUCUGCAUGUCUUUGCAUUGCAUUUCCUUUUGAGGAGUAAAUUAAUUAAAUAUAGCAAAGAGAAAUGUUUGGAUGCCAUGUAUAAAGUUUGGUAUCACAAGCAUGAAACACUACUAUCCUUCCAGGUCAUUUAAGAAAGCCAUAAACUUUUAACUAUAUUUCUUUUUUUUUUUUUUUUUUUUUUUGCAACACACAAAAACAAUCUUGGAUAUUAUUAGACUUUAUAGGUCUUAAUCUGAUUGUUUUUUAACUGCAACAAAAACUCUACUGUAUUGUAUAAGGCAUAAUUGGUAUGUUGACCAAGUUUAAGGCCCUGUUGUUUAUUCAGAAUCAUAAACAAUGGCAACCACUGUGGGAAAAAUCUUUACUUGCUUUUAACUCAUGUUUUUGAUGAAAACAUGCUGCUUUGUAUUUAAAUAGAAGGCAGAUGUCUGUCAACUUGCAUCGGUUAAUCUUAUAAAUACACUUCCUUUGUGUAAACUCUUAGUAUGCCAAUAACACAAAAUAUAAACAUAAUAUGAUGAAAUAAAAUAUGGUAGCACCCACUUUAUGUUCUCCUGUCCAUCAUAGUUUCAAACAUUUUUAAUAACUGAUUGAAUGAGGAAUUCCUAAAAAGAUUUAUCUUAACGUAUUAUCUUAAAUAGUUCUAAUGACUUGUAAGUUUUCCUGUGUCCUAAUCAAAAUCCUGUGCAUUUUGUCCCCAAAAUGUGCAAGCAUAUAUAAAUUAUGGAAGGUUUGUGCAAACGUGUUUGAUUACAUCUUUUAAAUAAUAAGUGACUAUUUUUCUUUUACCUAAAUUCUGUCCAGUGGUGCCUUAACUUGUACUUGUGUAAUGUUAAAUCACAUGUCCAAUAAAGUUAUUUCAUGAUGAUUUA